CUCUUCAUGUUAGUUUUAGGUAGAGAGGGUAGCUCAUGAAGCAUGUAAACUAAAAUUGAAAAGUAGUACCCGUAAUCAAAUCCCCACUGUAUGUUUGUAACGACAGGCGAGCACUUCUUGAAUAAGACCGAGGGAACAGAGCAGGAUUUCGCAAUUCAAGAUCUCUACAUUCAUCCAAAAUGGGAUCACCACACAACUGAUAACGACCUGGCAAUGAUACGCCUCGACCGACCUGCCACACUCAAUGGUCGCGUGAACACGAUCUGUCUACCCGAGCCUGAGUAUCAGUUUCCCCCCGGAACAGAAUGUACAAUUACCGGCUGGGGUACCACUCAGGAAGGUGGUAAAUCCUCCGCUGCUCUCAUGCAGGCAAAGGUACCUAUAGUGGAUCGCGAAGCGUGCAGUCACAACCAAUCAUACGGAGAGAAAAUAACUAAGAAUAUGAUCUGCGCAGGGUUGCGUCAGGGGGGUGUAGACAGCUGUCAAGGUGACUCCGGCGGACCACUGGUGUGUAAGAACCCAGUGAACCCUCGGCAGUGGAUUCAAGUCGGUGCUACCUCCUGGGGAAAGGGAUGCGCCAGGGCUCUAAAAUACGGUGUCUACGCAAACAUUAAGAGAUAUCUGCCGUGGGUCAACUUUCUUACUGGCAAUGUAGAG
This is a messenger RNA of Orbicella faveolata, 657 nucleotides long. RefSeq names its product trypsin-like. Lineage: Eukaryota; Metazoa; Cnidaria; Anthozoa; Scleractinia; Merulinidae. The record is from RefSeq and is a predicted model, not a curated record.